AUUAAUAUACAUAGGGCAAGAAAUCCACGACACCAUUAGCACCUUCUCUAGUUAACUUCGUUUUCUCUCUCUCUCACUCUUUCGAGGUAAUUUGCAAUGGCUGAACCUUCCAAGGUCAUUCACGUUCGAAAUGUGGGGCAUGAGAUAUCUGAAAAUGAUUUGCUUCAACUAUUUCAGCCUUUUGGAGUAAUAACAAAGCUUGUGAUGUUGCGUGCCAAAAAUCAGGCUCUUCUUCAAAUGCAAGAUAUUCCUUCUGCAGUUAAUGCUUUACAAUUUUAUGCAAAUGUCCAGCCAAGCAUAAGGGGGAGAAAUGUUUAUGUCCAGUUUUCCUCACAUCAGGAACUAACUACAAUGGAUCAAAAUCAAGCACGAGAAGACGAGUCUGCUGUCGGCAACUCUCUGGAUGCACAGCCAAAUCGAAUUCUCUUAGUUACAGUUCAUCACAUGCUGUAUCCUAUAACAGCGGAUGUGCUACAUCAAGUGUUUUCUCCCCAUGGAUUUGUGGAAAAGAUUGUAACAUUUCAGAAGUCAGCUGGCUUUCAAGCUCUAAUCCAGUAUCAAUCCCGUCAAAGUGCUGUUACUGCCAGAAGUACUCUUCAGGGACGCAAUAUUUAUGAUGGUUGUUGUCAGCUGGACAUUCAGUUCUCAAACCUUGAUGAACUACAAGUGAACUACAAUAAUGAUCGUUCAAGGGACUUCACAAACCCUAAUCUGCCUACAGAGCAGAAAGGUCGAUCUUCACAACCUGGAUAUGGUGAUGCAGCAGGCAUGUAUUCAGGAGCCAGGGCAGGUGGGUUCUCUCAGAUGGCCAAUGCUGCGGCAAUUGCAGCUGCCUUUGGGGGAGGUUUGCCUCCUGGCAUAACUGGAACAAAUGAAAGGUGUACAGUUCUUGUUGCAAAUCUCAAUCCUGAUAGAAUAGAUGAGGAUAAACUGUUCAACUUGUUCUCCAUUUAUGGGAACAUUGUCAGAAUUAAACUUCUCCGAAAUAAGCCAGAUCAUGCACUUAUCCAAAUGGGAGAUGGUUUCCAAGCUGAAUUGGCAGUACAUUUUCUGAAGGGAGCCAUGUUGUUUGGAAAGCGAUUGGAGGUCAACUAUUCGAAGCAUGCGAACAUAACCCAAGGUGCUGAUACACAUGAGUAUGUCAAUUCAAAUCUCAAUCGAUUCAAUCGUAAUGCUGCCAAGAACUAUCGGUACUGCUGCUCACCGACAAAAAUGGUCCACUUGUCCACCCUCCCGCAAGACAUAACUGAAGAGGAGGUUGUAAGCCUUUUGGAGGAGCAUGGAACCAUUGUCAACAGCAAGGUCUUUGAGAUGAAUGGAAAAAAACAGGCACUUGUUCAGUUUGAGACUGAGGAGCAGGCUACUGAAGCCCUUGUGUGCAAGCAUGCAAGUCCACUUUCUGGAUCAGUUGUUCGCAUCUCCUUUUCCCAGUUGCAGAAUAUAUGAGCAGACUUUGAUAAGGGCUGAAGGGAAACAGUUUUAUGGUUGUUACUUGAUAAUCUUAUUAGGGACAAGGAAUUCUGAAUUUGGGAAGGAUAAUUUUUAUGCAGAUAAUGUCACCUUCAUUGUCAUUGUAAUGGUCUCUUUGUUUGCUAAUUUACUGAUAAAACCUGCUCUACUUUUUUCUCUUUGAAUCAUUUAUCUUCUCAUCUCCAUUGCCUCUACUAGAGAUGUUUAGGUUUCUAACAUAAUGUUGUGGGGCAAGCUUUAUUAUUGCAGAUGGAUGUAGUCUUGAAGAAUAGAAAAGUGGGGAGGGAAGUUACUACCUUCUUCAGAGUUGAGGGAUUGCCUUAUGGUUUUUAUAAUGAUUGUUGUAUAUGUUCUAUAAUUCAGGCUAAGUAUGCCUUUCUGUAGUAUUCUCAAUCCAUUUCAAUUUUCUUGUCCAACUAAGUAAAAAUUCUACAUUUUUGUUUUUGGCGUAUU
This is a messenger RNA of Glycine soja, 1923 nucleotides long. Its product is annotated as polypyrimidine tract-binding protein homolog 3-like. Gene Ontology annotation, molecular function: mRNA binding. Gene Ontology annotation, biological process: regulation of RNA splicing. Lineage: Eukaryota; Viridiplantae; Streptophyta; Magnoliopsida; Fabales; Fabaceae. The coding region runs from base 97 to 1446 and encodes 449 amino acids. The record is from RefSeq and is a predicted model, not a curated record. Gene Ontology annotation, cellular component: nucleus. The transcript has 15 exons.